AUGCAGAUCACCCACAUCCUCUUUGACUGUGACAACACCCUCGUCCUGUCCGAGGAGCUUGCCUUCGAGGCCUGUGCCGACAUUGCCAACGAGAUCCUAGAGAAACAUGGCAUUGAGAAACGCUACACCGGCGAGCAGCUCAUCGGCGAGUUCGUCGGCCAAAACUUCCGCGGCAUGAUGGUCUCCAUCCAGACCAAGUUCAACAUCUCUCUUACCCCCGAGGAGCUCGAGUCCUACGUCAAGGAGGAGGAGAACCGCGUCAUUGCUAAGCUCGAGGCUAAGGCUCAGCCCUGCGUUGGCGUCACCGAGGUCCUUGUCAAGAUGUUCGCCGAGAAGAAGUAUGGCAUGGCCGUCGUCUCUUCUUCUGCCCUUCGACGCGUCAGGGCCUCUAUCAAGAAGGUCGACCAGUCCCAGUUCUUCCCCGAAGACCACAUCUUCUCCGCUGCCACUUCUCUCGAGAAGCCUACUACCAAGCCCGAUCCAGCCAUUUACCUCCACUCGCUCAAGGUCAUCGGAAAGAGCGCUACUGAGUGUGUCGCCGUUGAGGACAGCAAGAGUGGUUGCCUCAGUGCUGUUCGAGCCGGCAUCCCUGUCGUCGCAUACGUUGGCAGCUACCCCACCACCGAGAAGCAGGAGGAGAUGGCCAAGCUCCUGCUCGAGCAGGGAGCAAAGGUCGUCAUGAGAAACUGGUCUGAAUGGGAUAAGUGCAUCGCGGAGAUCGAGAAGAUGGACAUCCCCUCCCUCUAG
Molecule: messenger RNA, 747 nt
Organism: Trichophyton benhamiae CBS 112371
Lineage: Eukaryota; Fungi; Ascomycota; Eurotiomycetes; Onygenales; Arthrodermataceae
Exons: 1
Coding region: 1-747 (248 amino acids)
Source: RefSeq, a predicted model, not a curated record